Messenger RNA from Boeremia exigua, 1814 nucleotides. Its product is annotated as putative cytochrome P450. The record is from RefSeq and is a predicted model, not a curated record. Bases 34 to 1629 code for a protein of 531 amino acids. The transcript has 5 exons. Gene Ontology annotation, molecular function: iron ion binding; oxidoreductase activity, acting on paired donors, with incorporation or reduction of molecular oxygen; monooxygenase activity. Lineage: Eukaryota; Fungi; Ascomycota; Dothideomycetes; Pleosporales; Didymellaceae.
AGCAGACCAAAACAACCAGUUCAAGUUUCAAAUAUGCUUUCAUACAUUUUUCUCGGCUUAGUUGUCUUGUAUGGCAUCCAUCGCCUCUUACAGGUUGGAUCAAGACCUAAAGGUCUCCCUCCAGGCCCACCGACAGAACCAGUAUUUGGGAACCUUCGCCAGAUGCCGGUAUCUUUCCAAUGGGAGAUUUUCAACAAAUGGGGCAAGAAGUAUGGGGGUGUCUUCUCAUUCAUGAAAGGAUCCAGGCCUUUUGUCGUUGUGAAUGACCCAGAAGCAGCACGCGAACUGUUCGUCAAGCUGAGUCAGAGCAGUUCAGGGCGAAUGAACACUCACACAGAGCUUGCUAUAAGAGCAGGUAAUAACUAUGGCAUGACCGACGGCCCAAUGUGGCGAGUUGCUCGCCGGCAGUGGCACACUAUGCUCAAUGUGACUGCUGCUAAGAAGUUCCUCCCGUACCAGACUCUGGAAGUAACGAAACUUCUAUGUGAGAUUCUGGAAUCUCCAAAAGACGUUUUGAAACAUAUCCCGAGGUACAGCAAUUCUGUCUCGCUGAGCAUGACUGAAGGAUACCGGGUGGCGAGCUCGAAUGAUCCUAUUGUGGCAAAGACUCUUGCCGAAUUCGAUGGUUUUGCACUGUACCUGCAGAAGGCUGACUGGGCAAACUUCUUCCAUUUUCUUUGGAAGCUGCCCAAUUAUCUGUCGCCCCCUAAAAAGCAAGGAUGGGACGUUUACAAGAGUUACAUCGAAACCAACUGGGAGCGUUUUCUGAAAGCAAAGGCCUCGGACCUUCCAUCGUUUUAUCAAGUCAUUGGCCAAGCACAGCAAACGCUUGGAAUCAAUGAUGAACAGGCACUCCCAAUAGGUGAAGCCUUGCUUCUUGCAGGCACCGAAACCACAGCAACCUCAAUCCGUGCUUGGGUGGCAGCUAUGGCAUUGUUCCCUGAGAAGCAACGUAAAGCUCAAGAAGAAAUCGACCGUGUGAUUGGUCAAGAUCGCCGGCCAGGCGAUGCAGAUGCUGCCAACCUAGUCUAUGUCAGACAGAUGGUUCAAGAAUUACAUCGCUGGGCUACUGUCGCGCCCCUUGGCAUUACGCACGCAGCGUCCAAGCCGAUCGAGUGGCGUGGGUACACGAUCCCUCAGGGCACCGGCUUGAUCCACAACACGAUGGCGAUUCACUUCAACGAAGAGAGGUAUCCCGAGCCCCAGAAAUUCAUUCCUGAGCGAUGGGAAGGUAAACUCGAGAUGGCGGCGGAGAAUUCAGUCGGUGCUAGCUCGGAACUUUUCACCUUUGGAGCCGGUCGCCGUAUUUGUCCUGGACAGCAUCUCGCCGAACGCAGCAUCUACCUUGUUGUUUCGAACAUGCUCUGGGCGUUCCAGAUAUCUCAAGCAGUCGAUGCACAUGGAAACAAGAAGCCUAUAAACACAGACAAGUCGAAGCCGGGAAUUGCUAGGGCGUUUCCCGAUUUUGAAGUAUCGAUCACGCCACGCAGCGAGGAGAGAGCAAGGAUUAUUAAGGAGGACUGGUCGCAGAUGAGAGAGGAAUUCUUGAAUGAAGACGAGCAAUGGAGGAAGACUCCAGUAGGCUUUGAGGAGAUUGUGCAAAAAGCAAAAGCACAGUCGCAUAAAUAGAAUACUACAUAGUGUUGACAACUAACCUUUCAUCACUAGAUACUUGUACGCUAUUCUCAAAGACUUUAUCUAAGUCUUGGCUUAGACCUGUAUUUUAUUGUAGCAACUUAGAAAGAAAACCCCGCCUCAGGAGUAAAGGAAUUCGCUAUCUGAUAGUAUUUAGCCAAUUAACUCUUCUACACGCA